UCAGUUCCUGCCUUUGCUUUGAACCUGAAGCCAUUAACUACAACUGGUGCCAUUGGAGCUGGGACUUCUACAGCUGCCCUAACUACAACAGCACCCACGGCACCUCCGGUGAUGACGUAUGCCCAGCUGGAGAGUCUGAUAAACAAGUGGAGUCUGGAACUGGAAGACCAAGAGAAACACUUUCUCCAUCAAGCGACACAAGUGAACGCCUGGGAUCGGACGCUGAUAGAGAACGGGGAGAAGAUUACUUCAUUGCACAGGGAAGUAGAGAAGGUGAAGCUUGAUCAGAAGAGACUGGAUCAGGAGCUGGACUUCAUUCUGUCCCAGCAGAAAGAGCUGGAGGACUUGCUGACGCCGCUGGAGGAGUCUGUGAAGGAGCAGAGCGGGACGAUCUACUUGCAGCACGCGGAUGAGGAGCGGGAGAGGACCUACAAACUGGCAGAAAACAUAGAUGCUCAGUUGAAGCGUAUGGCACAAGAUCUGAAGGACAUCACUGAGCACCUGAACACAUCAAGAGGCCCAGCAGACACAAGUGACCCGCUUCAGCAGAUCUGUAAAAUUUUGAAUGCACACAUGGAUUCAUUGCAGUGGAUUGACCAGAAUUCAGCCGUGCUGCAGAGGAAGGUGGAAGAGGUGACCAAGGUCUGCGAGAGCCGCCGCAAGGAGCAGGAGCGCAGCUUUCGGAUCACGUUUGAUUGAGUCACUCCCAGCGUGAGGGGUUAUAGCCCAAAACCUCCACAGGGAACAGGUUAUUGGGGACCUCGGUCUCAAAUGAUGAUCAGGGUUUGUUUCUUUUCUUGCAAUAAAAUUUGUUGCCUGUCCCAA
Chaetura pelagica (chimney swift) is the source of this 825-nucleotide messenger RNA. It is a transcript of the gene NUP62CL, whose product is annotated as nucleoporin 62kDa C-terminal like. Gene Ontology annotation, biological process: protein import into nucleus; RNA export from nucleus. Gene Ontology annotation, molecular function: phospholipid binding; structural constituent of nuclear pore. Bases 112 to 699 code for a protein of 195 amino acids. Gene Ontology annotation, cellular component: nuclear pore central transport channel; nuclear pore. The record is from RefSeq and is a predicted model, not a curated record. The transcript is spliced from 7 exons. NCBI's taxonomy places the organism in Eukaryota, Metazoa, Chordata, Aves, Apodiformes, Apodidae.